This is a messenger RNA of Podospora pseudocomata, 634 nucleotides long. RefSeq lists its product as uncharacterized. Lineage: Eukaryota; Fungi; Ascomycota; Sordariomycetes; Sordariales; Podosporaceae. The coding region runs from base 89 to 634 and encodes 181 amino acids. The transcript is spliced from 3 exons. Gene Ontology annotation, molecular function: deaminase activity. Gene Ontology annotation, cellular component: mitochondrion; cytosol. The record is from RefSeq and is a predicted model, not a curated record.
GGGUAAUUUGGACUGUUUCACUUCCCUGGGUACGUAGGUAGGCUCCAUUCAAGGUGCGAGGAUAAAGUGCAUUCUCUAUAUUGACGAUAUGAGGCCCUGGGAAGGCCACAUCCGCAUCUGCCAGAGCUUAACAGCGGCCCGGGCUGCGGGGUUGACUACCGUAGUCCGAAGAACGGAGCGCGGGGAAGGAGUCCAUCAAAAAGCCAAUCGCCAAUUCCACUGUCAAGAAAACCCACCGUCUCAAUCAAUGUUUGCAAUUGCUGCCAGAAGAUCCCUUUCUGUCUUUUCUCAGUUUUCUCCCAAAAGGACACUCCCAAGACUCAUCCACAACAUGUCUGCCACUCCCGUCUACACCGACAAGGCCGCCCCGGUCGCUGGCCCUUACUCCCAGGCCAUCAAGACCCCUACCACCAUCUACUGCUCCGGCCAGAUUCCCUGCGACGCCCAGGGCAACCUCGUUGAGGGCACCAUCCAGGAGAAGACCGGUGCUUGCAUCGCCAACAUCAAGGCCGUUCUCGAGGAGGCUGGCUCCUCCAUCGGGAAGGUUGUCAAGGUCAAUGUUUUCUUGACCGACAUGGCCAACUUUGCCGUAAGCACCCGAAGUUUCCGAUCAUCGAGUGACAGCGUUUGCUAA